AUGAGAGGUCCCAAAUAUGUAGAAUAGGAUAUCAUAAAAAAAGUAUGUCAUGCUGAAUAAUUCCAAUAACAUAAAUUCAAAUUGUUAAAUACAAAAUCUGAUCCACAUCUCUCUAAAAAAGUAAAGCAUUUUCAUAAUUUAGCAUGUUUUAUCAGAUAAUGAUAAAUAUUAAUAAAUAAGAGCUAAUAAAUUUUAUACAAAAUUAUAAGUAGAUUUAUAGAAAGAACAACGUCUUUAUAAAGAAAAUGCUAAGAUUCUCAAUCGAAUUGUUGAUAUUGGAAAUUAAAAAACAUAUUCUUCAAUGCCAAAAAGAUCUGUUACUCGUUAAAGUUCAGCAAACUCUAUUAAAUCUCUUAAUUUAUCUUAUAGAAAACAAGAAGCAAAAAAAAUUGUUGGAGAAAAUGAAAAAUUAAUGUAGCGGUUAUAAAGAACUCCAUCAUCUUUUAGAAAUAAAGACACUUUAAUCAAAGACUAUAAGAAGUAACAAUCCCAAUAUAUUUAAGAACUUUGGAACUCAAAAAUAGAAUUUCUAAAUAUUCAUAAUAAAAUUAAUAAAAGAUGGGCAAAAUCAUUGAGAGAUUGACUAAAACAACAACAAAUCCUAAAUUUUCAAAAACAAGUUAAAGCAGAACUAGCGUACCAACUUAUUAGAAUUCAGCUUUGUCAAAAUUGAGAAUUGAACCUGAUAAUUAGUAAUAAAAAUUGCAAUUUCCAAGAAUCAAAUGA
Paramecium pentaurelia is the source of this 726-nucleotide messenger RNA. NCBI's taxonomy places the organism in Eukaryota, Ciliophora, Oligohymenophorea, Peniculida, Parameciidae. The record is from the annotation of a GenBank genome assembly.